Malassezia japonica is the source of this 630-nucleotide messenger RNA. RefSeq names its product adenylate kinase (gene FAP7). Lineage: Eukaryota; Fungi; Basidiomycota; Malasseziomycetes; Malasseziales; Malasseziaceae. Gene Ontology annotation, cellular component: nucleus; cytoplasm. The transcript has 3 exons. The record is from RefSeq and is a predicted model, not a curated record. Gene Ontology annotation, molecular function: AMP kinase activity; ATP hydrolysis activity; ATP binding. The coding region runs from base 1 to 630 and encodes 209 amino acids.
AUGGUCCGAUCAUACCCCAAUAUUGUGGUGACCGGUACGCCGGGCACCGGCAAGACCACGCUGGCGGCCCAGAUCUGCGAGAUGUUUACCGGUCCGAGCGGCGCGCAUGUCAUGCGGCACAUGGAUGUAGGCCCCCUGGUGAAGCAGCAGGGCUUCCACAAGUCCUACGACGCGGACUGGGAGACGUACGAGGUGGAUGAGGACCAGCUGAUUGACCACCUGGAGCCGCUGUCGGGCGGAAGUGCACCGGAACCGCUCGACGUCGACCCCAGCGCGUGCGAGGACGCGAAAGAGAUCGCCGACGACGACGAGACGCGCGGCGGGCUCGUCCUCGACUGGCACACGUGCGAUGCGUGGCCGGAGCGCUGGGUGGACCUCGUGAUUGUGCUGCGGUGCGACCACCAGCUUUUGUGGAAGCGUCUCGAGAAGCGCAACUAUGCGGAGAAAAAGAUUGCCGAGAACAACGAGGCGGAGAUUAUGGGCGUCGUCGCCGAGGACGCCCAAGAGUCGUACGCGCCCGAGUGCAUCGUCACCCUCCGCAGCGAGAGCGCGGACGAGAUGGAGUCCAACGCCGAGCGCAUUGUCCAGUGGAUCCAUGCCUGGCGCCAGCAGCGCGGAUUGGAGGCCUAG